GAAGUGACGUUGGCUCCUGUGGAAGGAGUUCACUGCCUACGAUUUCCCCAGCAUGUCUGCUGAAAACAGUCAGUCACCAGGAGCAUCACCUCCUCGCCCUCCCCUAUCUCCCCAGUGUUCCACACAGACUUUAUCUUCAGAAAACGAGGAUACUGAAGUAGAACUAGAUGAGGAAAGUCUACAGGAUGAAUCUUCAUUUUCUACAGAGGGAGAGUCUCUGGAGGACGAAGAGGAUCUGGAGGAGGAAGAGGAUCUUGAGGAGGAAGAUUAUUUGGGGAAGGAAGAAGAGUAUCUGGGGAAGGAAGACUAUCUGGAGGAGGAACAGGAUCUGGAGGAGAAAGACUAUCUGGGGAAAGAAGAGUAUCCAGAAGAGGAAGAGGCUCUGGAGAAGGAAGAGGUUCUGGAGAAGGAAGAGAAUCUGGAGGAGAAAGAGGCUCUAGAGGAAAAAGAGAAUCUGAAUGGAAAAGAAAUUUUGUAUAAAAAGUACCUGAAAGAAGGUAAAUAUCUGGAGGAGGGAGAGCAUCUCUGGGAGGAAAAGUAUCUGAAUGGGAAAGAGGGUCUGGAUGAGAAAGAGUAUCUGGAAGGGGAUGAGUAUCUGGAGGAGGGCCUCCCAAAGGAUGUAGAACCCAAGGCAAGUUAUUCAUCACACACCAUGUUUCUUCGUGAUACAAGGAGCCCAGACGCUGGCCCCUCUCAGGUGACCUUCCUGCGAGUCCCGUUGCCUUUUACUGCUCCUUCUCCCAUCUCCGGAUCUGCCACGGCGUCUUCUGAGUCGCUACGUACACUGUACAGGAGGAGCCAGGCCAGUCAGACAGACUGGCACUAUGACGGGACUGCCGUAAAAUCUUUAAAAUCAAAAUCAACAACAGAGCAAGAAACCACCAAGAAGCCUGCUUUGAGAGGUAAAUAUGUUGACACUAAAGUACAGCAAAAAGAGGAAGAUGACACGGAGUAUGCUUCUACGGAGGACUUUUGGGAUGGUGUAACAGAUGAGGCCAUUGACAAGCUGGAAGUGGAGGACUUAGAUGAAAAUUUUUUGAACAGCUCCUAUCAGGCAGUGUUUAAAGCAAUAGUCAAAGAAAUGGCUGAUCGCAAUGAACUGGAAGAGGAUUUCGACAUUCCCGUAACUAGGCUACUGGAAAGUGAAAACAGAUGGAAACUGGUAAUUAUGUUGAAGAGAAAUUAUGAAAAGUUCAAGGAAACAAUCUUAUGGAUUAAGAGGAGACGAGAAGCUCUAAAGUUAGGAGAGACGACCACUUUCACAUUUACUUUAUCGACCCAACCAACACUUCAGAAGCCUGAGACAGAAAAAAUCCAAAAGCCUCGCCGUGUUGUUCGUCGUAGGAAGAAAUUAGAACGAGAUAAGGAAUGGAUACAGAAGAAGACAGUGGUGCAUCAAGGUGAUGGAAAAUUGAUUCUCUACCCCAACGAGAAUAUCUAUCAGAUUUUGUUUCCUGAUGGGACAGGCCAGAUAUAUUAUCCAUCAGGAAACCUGGCUAUGCUCAUCUUACAUGUGAAAAAGAAAAAGUUCACAUACAUCAUUCUGGAAGACAGUCUAAAAGGGCGGAUCCGGGCCCUUAUCAACAACUCAGGCAAUGCCACCUUCUAUGAUGAAAAUAGAGACAUCUGGUUGAACCUGAGCUCCAACCUGGGCUACUACUUCCCCAAAGACAAACACCAGAAGGCCUGGAACUGGUGGAACCUGAACAUCCAUGUCCACGCACCCCCUGUCUGGCCCAUCUCCAUGAAAAUCAAUGAGUACAUCCAGGUACAAAUACGGAGCCAGGAUAAGAUCAUCUUCUGUUUCACCUAUGAACAGAAGCGGAUUUGUUUAAAUCUGGGCACCAGGUACAAGUUUGUGAUCCCAGAGGUGCUGAAUGAAAUGAAGAAGACAGCCAUCCUGGAGGCGGAACCCGGCCCAACGGCCCAGAAGAUCCGGGUCCUUCUAGGGAAAGUGAACAGGCUCCUGAAUUACGUAACGAUCCCUGAUCUGGAAAACUUCACAGAGGCCGUCAAGAUAUCGCUGAUGGACAACAAGUGCCUGAAGUAG
Messenger RNA from Saimiri boliviensis boliviensis (Bolivian squirrel monkey), 2050 nucleotides. The record is from RefSeq and is a predicted model, not a curated record. NCBI's taxonomy places the organism in Eukaryota, Metazoa, Chordata, Mammalia, Primates, Cebidae.